AUUGACAGCCAGUUGUUCUAGUAGGACAUCUGCCAAAGAACGCCAGUUGAGCAUUCUAAAGGUCAACCAGCUGCUUUUAGUGUGUUGCGCUAAUUUUUUACAUAGCCGGCACGCAAAAAUGGUUGGCGGUUAUCGAUACACCUUGUUCGCACUGGUUAUGGUCACCCUCUUGUGCGGAAUGUCCUGCUUGACCUUUGGAAACACCCAGAGUGGAGCAGCAGCGUCGCCUUUCCACUUGGCCGCCAUCCCUAACGGUAACCAGCUGCUGAGCCGAGUAAAACGUGACAGUGGAGAGGGCGGAUAUUUUCGUACAGUGUACUACCCCAGCUAUGGAUAUAAUAAUUAUUAUAAUUUCCAGCCUUUACUGACGGCGAUGCUCUUGAGAAACUUACUUGAUCCGGGGACUCCACCAACCACACCUACUACCACUACGCCCACCACCACAACGAAAAAGUAAUCAGCAAAAAUGUUUUUGCGUGUUACUCGUUUUGCGGGUGAUAACGCAGUAUACCGGAUGGCCAUGCGCCAGUUUAUAAAGACACAAGCCUACGUCGUUACGUUUUUCGGCUUACACAAAGAAAUGUAAAUCGGACGAAUGUGUUACGUAUUAAGUAACUGUGUGCGUAUCAAUAUUAUGAUUGUUUCUGCUUCAUGUUCGCAAUGUAAUCGAAAGCAGUCUCUAUAUACCAUAUUUAUGCGCAAAAAUACGAGGUACGAUCUGACAAUGAGCCGAAAAUAUAUAAGUACUUAAAAUCUGCAAAUAAGAAGCAUAAAAUUACCUUG
Paramacrobiotus metropolitanus is the source of this 783-nucleotide messenger RNA. RefSeq lists its product as uncharacterized. The record is from RefSeq and is a predicted model, not a curated record. NCBI's taxonomy places the organism in Eukaryota, Metazoa, Tardigrada, Eutardigrada, Parachela, Macrobiotidae. The coding region runs from base 119 to 457 and encodes 112 amino acids. The transcript has 3 exons.